Molecule: messenger RNA, 2098 nt
Organism: Trypanosoma grayi
Lineage: Eukaryota; Euglenozoa; Kinetoplastea; Trypanosomatida; Trypanosomatidae
Exons: 1
Source: RefSeq, a predicted model, not a curated record
AUGGCAUCGUCAGUCCCAGCGGCGUUGGUUGGCAACGGCAACAGUAGCCAACACCGCCGUCUUGUGGCCACAUCCAGCACGAACAACAAUAGCACCGGCAACGGAAGUGACGACCACAUCAACGCACCCCUCUCACCGUCUGUUGGCGGCGGCAACGGAGGGGGUGGCCGAGAGGUGGAGCAGCGCUUUGCCAGGAUCGUGGCAGAGUAUGAGUACAAAAUACUAGAGGAGCGCGGUCGUGCGCAGGAGCGAGAGGCGCAGCUGCUGGAGGAGCUGCAGCGCGAAAGGGCACAGGCAGCGCGUCUGCUGAACGAACCCUCCCAACGGCAACAGCAGCAAGAAGGGCAGGGACGUGGCGGCACGUCGUUGGUGGCCGGGGGAAGGCGCGACGACGCUGUGUCCAGGGAGGACCACGAGCGACUCCAGCAGCAGCUGCUAGAGACGCGUGGGCUGCUGCAGGAGGCGGAGCGUCGCUACCAGCAGGAGAAGCGCGAGCUUCUCAACCUGCGCACCGCACAACUGCGAAGUGAGACCUCAAAGCGCGGGCAGGAGGGCGACAUCAUUGCCCGUGCAAUGCAGGUGAUGUCGGAGUACGAGGCCGUCGUGCGCAGCAGCGAGGAGAACAGUCUGGCGCGUCUCUCACACCACAUGGAAACCUUUGAGCAAGAGUGGGUGCGCCGCUCGCGUGAGUUCGAGGAGCAGAAAGUUACAUUCGAGGCGGCAAUGCUUGAGAAGACGCGGCAGGCGUUGGCGGCGCACCAGCAUGACGUCGAGUCCAUCAGCCGCGCGUUGCUGGAGAAGACUACGCAGACGCUCAGCAACCACAAUGAACUUCGGCUCGAGAUGGAGGAGCAGGUGAUGCGGCACGCGGAGAUCUUCAAGGAGGAGUACAAGGCAAUUCUUGAGAAGGAGUUCUACGACCGCUGCAGGCUCUACGACGAAAAGAUCGCGGAGCGGGAACGUGGCUGGGUGAAGGUGCUGCAAGAGGAACGCAAGAAGAUUGUAGCGGCGGAGCAGCGGGCGGUGAAGGAGCACGAGGCACUACACGUGCAGGCGCUUGAGGACGCGAUGCGGGACUUGUCGCAGCUGCGUGAACAACUUGUGCGUGAGCACCAGGAACAACAAACGGAGGCUAUGAAAGAGCUCAUCACGCGCCGUGAGAACCUGCAGCGCGACCACGAAGGACUUAUCGCGGCUAUGAACAAAAAGACGCAAGAGAUGCAGCGCGAGUGUGCAGCGACGGUGGAGGCGGUGCAAGAUGAGAUGCGGAAGCUGCACGUGCGCAUGGCCGCCAAGGAGGCGGAGAUGGCGCAGCGGCUACACGACGCGGAGCAAAAGGUUGAUACCACGGCGCUCGCCAAGGCGCAGCAGAUACGCGACGAGGUGGAGCAAAAGUGGUCGUCUAUGCUUGCGGCGGAGCGGGCCACCUACACGGCGGAGCUGCAGCGUGUAAGCAGCGAGCACCAGCGACAAAUGGAGCGCGUGCGUAGCGAGCAGGUGGAACGCGACGGCGCCCUGCUGGCGUCAUACGAGCAGCGCGUUGUGAAGGUGGAGGAAGCGGCGGAGCAGCGGUGGGGCAGCCGUGUCGAAGAGGCAAUGCACGGUCUAGAGCGCCACAUGGAAGUGGUGCAGCUUCUGCGGCGCGACAAUGAGGGCAUGGCGGCCCGCAUUACAGGCCUCACACAGGAGUUGCAGCUGAAGGCGGCGGAGUUGGAGGGUGCCGUUGGACGCGCGCGCCGCGAGCAGGACGCCAUGUGGCACCGCAAGCUAGAGGAGAUGAGGCAGCGCUACGACAACCUGCUUGACGAGGCGCUCGGCGGCACCGACGGUGCACACGUACCGCGUGCCGAGUACGACGCGGUGGUGCGGAGCGUGAAGGAGUGGGAGGAGAAGUGCGUGGCGUUGAAGCAGCAGAACGAACUGCAGCUCGAGCGGGAGCGGGAGCAGCUGAACAUUGUUUGGGGUCAGCGCCUUGACGGGGAGCGCGCGCAGCGAACGGAGUGGGAGGCCGAGCGGCAGCAGUACUUCACCGCGCUGCGAGACGCCCUCCUGCAGGACAUGCGGGCGCGGGAGGCGUCAGCGGCGGCGGGGCGGCGCG